This is a messenger RNA of Glarea lozoyensis ATCC 20868, 519 nucleotides long. RefSeq lists its product as uncharacterized. The transcript has 2 exons. NCBI's taxonomy places the organism in Eukaryota, Fungi, Ascomycota, Leotiomycetes, Helotiales, Helotiaceae. Bases 1 to 519 code for a protein of 172 amino acids. The record is from RefSeq and is a predicted model, not a curated record.
AUGAAACUCCCCAUCACCAUCAUUCUCGGUCUUACUGCAUCAGUUUCAGCAAUUGACGUCGGUCUCAGAAGCAGAUCCAACUGUGAUUCCCGCGGUGGAGGAUGGUUAUGCACGAACCUAAAUCCUAAUUCAUGCUGCGGUAUCUCUUCCGGUCAUGUCGCUAGCAUCAUAUUCUACGCUAUCCCGACCGAAUGGUCCCUCGAAUUGAGAGGUCACGACGGUGGCAACUGCAACCGAUUGAGCACAGUGGACGGUAUUUUUGGCGGCACUGAGAGGUGUCUCAACGCAGGAUGGUACACCGGGGCUAGUUACGUUUUCCGCUCGAAAAGGAGAACCGCCCAAGAGAGUGCUUGCACUUCGUCAGUGGCGCCGGACGUCUUGUUCCUUGCCGAUGGACAGAAAUACAACAUUGUCAACAUGGAUCACGGCCUCAUUGAAGAGUUGGCUGGGUUUGCAACGAACGGGUCUUCUGUAGAGGAUAUCCCAGCAGUCUUCAAGCCAUUUGAGAUCGCCGCUUAG